UUACCUAGCCAUAUGGCCUGCUGUCUCUGCCAAUUCAAAAAUAAUAUUGAGGUUGUCUGCAAGACAGUCAAGCUGCAUUGUGACAGUGAAUGUCUGACAAAUGCCACACAUUGUGAUGAAGAAGUAUCUAUAAGGAGUGAAGGAUCAUUCAUGAAGGUAUUGAAAUCCCGGAAGAAGAGCACCAGUACUGAGCUGACAACUGAGCCAGAGAAGCCAUCCUCAGAUAAAAAUCGCUUCAGUUUAGCCUUUAUGAAUGAGCAGCUAGACUUUAAUGAUGAAAGUGAUGUUAUUAGUGCGCUGAAUUACAUAUUGCCUUAUUUCUCAGAGGGAAAUCUAGAAGAUGUAGAAUCAACCUUAUUACCAUUCAUUAAACUUCUGUUUUCAAAUGUGCAAGAUGGAGACAAGCCCAUGGGUCCCUUGACAAACAAUACAGGGAACCCUUUUCUUAAACCUGGACCCAACAAUUCAACUUACAAAAAUAAACUGAGGAAACUCCAUUUUCUAGAAAAUUUGUUAGAUGCAGAAAUUCAAGAAAAAAUUGAUGAGGUGAAAAAGAAAGAAAAAACUGCCAUGCUUAUACGUUCCGGCCUUUUCAGUCCCAAAUUCAAACGCCAAAUCUUUCCAAAGAAAUUGGAAACUGCCCAAGCACAGGAAAAGAGCCUCACCAAGGCUGAGAGUGUAGGGAAAAAGUUUCUGAGAGUAAAGCAGGUUAUCAAGGGCCCAAAGGGCCUACGGAAAAGGUACCUCAAACAAAGGCGCAAUCAGAGAAACCAGGGGAAACAGAAUGCCCAGCCAUUUGUGGAGAAUAUGGCUAAAGAAAGAAGGCUCAGUAGACCGUCCCCAAGGGAGCUGGAGCAGCUUCACAUGACGCAGAGGCCCAGGAAAUUAGUGGGAGACUCCUUCAAUACGGAGGAUUCUUCUUUCCUGAAACAGUACUCCUUGGGCAGGCCUUCUGCCUCCACUCCUCCAAAAUCCCUACCUGGGUGAAAAAAUGCCAAAGGCUUAACCGACACCAUUUUUGUUUUAGAGGAUGCAAAUGCUAGAGUUAGGAAUAUGAAGGCUUCUAAACCAGUCUCACAUUCCAGAAAAAAGUACCUCUUUCAUAAAACUCGCUCGCGUGGGGUCCACAGAGCACCCAAGGCCAAGCUGAGUCGAAAAUUCAGAAAGGGAAGUCCUAUCAGUAAUAGGCUGAUGCUUGCAAAGAGGCCUCCGUUCUCUGCCAUCAGGAGCCUCAUAAAUUCCCCCUUCACGGGAGGCUUUUCCUCUUCAGGAGAACUGAGUUCUCAGGAAAAUCCUUUUCCAGAAUUAUUUCCUCUUUCAGAACGUUUUAGAGAAAACACUACUGUAGAAAACACUACUGCACAGAAUGUUUCUGAGAAACCUGUUUCUACAAGAAACAUGACUGUGCCAGAACAAACCCUCCCUGCAUUCAGGAACCAUAAGAAACUUUCCAGUGCAUAUUCUGUGGCCACCACAGGCAACUUUAUGUCAACUGUUAAACAAACCAAUGAAUCACGACGGAUAUACCACAGCGUGGGCACUGGAUUGCCCCCGAAGCCCACAGGCUUCACUGGGUCGAAGCUCUCAGCCCCAGGUGACCUCUUUGAAAUUCAGCUAAACCAGCAGCUAUGGUCCCUCAUCCCGAACAACGACGUGAGAAGGCUCAUUUCUCACGUUAUCCGGACUUUGAAAAUGGACUGCUCUGAGAGCCACGUGCAACUGGCCUGUGCCAAGCUCAUCUCCAGAACAGGCCUCCUGAUGAAGCUUCUCAGUGAGCAGCAAGAAGUAAAGGUGUCCAAGGCAGAGUGGGAUACGGACCAAUGGAAGACUGAGAACUACAUCAAUGAGAGCACAGGAGUCCAGAGUGAACAGAAAGGGCAGGAGUCCAGCGAGGUGAGGACAACUCCUAAAACAUGGGAUCUGGACUUUGAGUCAGUUUAGGACGUGCCAUGAAAGCACCCAAGCACAUAGGCCAGGGGGCUCCUAGUCUGGGUCUUGUCUUGGCCAGGUAACGUUGGCUAAGACAGUGAUCUGCCACUUUGCUCAUUUAGAGAACAGUGCCACUAUCCCCAGGGUAGAUGAGAAGGGGACCUAACAUACAAGAUAGAUAAAAUUUUGAAGAAAAUGCUAAUGGUAAGAUUACAUAACACAUUAGAUUUGGUGUGUUCCUUAAGAACCUGUAAGCCACUCAUCUGAAAGAAUGGGGUCUAUUUUAGAGUAG
Mirounga angustirostris (Northern elephant seal) is the source of this 2221-nucleotide messenger RNA. Its product is annotated as leucine-rich repeat-containing protein 37A2-like. The record is from RefSeq and is a predicted model, not a curated record. Lineage: Eukaryota; Metazoa; Chordata; Mammalia; Carnivora; Phocidae.